Hippoglossus stenolepis (Pacific halibut) is the source of this 3516-nucleotide messenger RNA. RefSeq names its product prolyl 3-hydroxylase 2 (gene p3h2). Gene Ontology annotation, cellular component: endoplasmic reticulum. The record is from RefSeq and is a predicted model, not a curated record. The transcript is spliced from 15 exons. Gene Ontology annotation, molecular function: iron ion binding; L-ascorbic acid binding; procollagen-proline 3-dioxygenase activity. NCBI's taxonomy places the organism in Eukaryota, Metazoa, Chordata, Actinopteri, Pleuronectiformes, Pleuronectidae. The coding region runs from base 255 to 2294 and encodes 679 amino acids. Gene Ontology annotation, biological process: collagen metabolic process.
GGACACUUGAGGGGAGGAGUUAGGGGGAAAAGCGGAGAAGGGUCAUAAGAAAAUGUGUGUCCCCGACUGAAGCAGCGUUAUUUCCGCCCUGCUCCUGCUGCCGCUGCCCCGAGUCCGCCUGAGAGAGAGAGAGAGAGAGGGAGGGAGAGAGAGAGAGAGAGGGACUUUUAAAUGGACUGACCGUGGAGCCCCGGUGACUGACAGCCCGCUGUCCGCCUGAAGCCCGCUCCUCACGGCCUGAACCUCCGCAGAGGAUGGAUGUGAACUUCUCCCCGGCUGCCCUGUGCUCGGUGCUCCUGCUCUCCCUGGCAUCCUCCGCCACGUUCCUGGAGCCCUGCGACCUCCUGUAUGAGACCGCGGUGCAGGCGUUUUACUCCGGAGACUACAGCGGCGUGGUGCGGUCCAUGGAGGCGGCGCUCAGCAGCUACACAGACGCCCGGAGCACCAGGGUCCGCUGCCGGCUGCUGUGCCAGGACCAGCAGCCGCUGGACGGGAGCUUCUCGGACCUGCGCUUCUUCGACGUGGUGCUCCGGAGAGCGGCGUGCAUGGACGCGUGCAUCGAGGAGAAGCUGGGCGCGCAGUCUGUGCACAAAGUCAGCGACGAUGUGGUGCAGGACUUCCGCAGGAGGAUCCCCUACAACUACCUCCAGCUGGCUUAUCAGAAGCUGAAGCUGCCUGAAAAAGCAGCAGCGGCCGCUCACACCUACUUCCAGGCCAAUCCAGAACACGUGGAGAUGGGUCAGAACCUGGAGCAGUACAAGGACCUGCAGGGCGUCGAGGAGGAUCACUUUGUAGACCGAGAGGCCCGGCCUCACCAGCAGUCAUUCACAGCAGCAGUGAGGUUGUAUGGCAGUGGUGACUACGAGGGCGCCAUCGCUUUGUUUGAGGAGGCUCUGGUGGAGUAUUAUACAGCAGACGUGGAGUGUCGGGCCCUGUGCCAAGGGCCACAGAGGUUUGAGGGCCAUGAUCACCUCCGCUACCGUUACAGCCUCCAUGAACUCGUAUCAGAUCACUUCACUCAGGUGCUUCACUGUGAACACGAGUGCGUCAGAGAUCUCGCCACUCGGCCAGGCCGCCUCUCGCCCAUGGAGAACUACCUGCCCCUGCACUACGACUACCUUCAGUUUGCCUACUUCCAGUUGGACAGACUGGAGGAGGCGUUGCAGUGCGCUCUGACCUACCUGCUAUUCCACGAGGGAGAGGAGUUCAUGACAGAAAAUGUGGAGUACUACGGGGAGGUGCUGGGACACGACGGCAAACCACAAGAGAAAGCUGCGUGGUACCUGCGGAGGCACAAACAGGAACUGGAGCUGCUGCUGAUCGGCAGCAAUACCAUGGGUGUGGAAUUCACUGAAGGGAAUUACUGGAGCAGCCCGGGUGGAAGAGACGACUCAAACAGGAUUCCCUCUGGUACAGACGGAUGGAUGGAGUACGUUCCCCUCUCGGACAAGAGGAACGUCCCUUUUGUUGUUCAGCAGCCACUCAAAGAAGGUGGCCCCUUGGUGUACGACAGCGUGCAGCUGGUGCAGAACUCUGCGGCCUUGAAUGGGACCCAGCGGGUGCUGCUGGAUCAUGUUAUAUCUGAGGAGGAGUGUGCGGAGCUCACACACCUGGCACAUGCUGUCACCAUGGCAGGAGACGGUUACAGAGGGAAGAUGUCUCCACACACUCCCAACGAGAAAUUCGAAGGAGCUACUGUUCUCAAAACCCUGCAGUACGGCUACGAGGGCAGAGUACCGAUGAAAAGCGCUCGCCUCUUCUACAACAUCAGCGAGCGAGCGAGACGCAUCACUGAGUCCUACUUCCUGCUCAACUCCACACUGCACUUCUCCUACACACACCUCGUGUGCCGCACAGCCAUCACAGGCCAACAGGACCACAGAAACGACCUGAGCCAUCCCAUCCAUGCUGACAACUGUCUGCUGGACCCUGAGGCCAAUGAAUGCUGGAAGGAACCACCAGCCUACACCUACAGAGACUACAGUGCACUGUUAUAUCUAAAUGGAAAUUUUGAAGGAGGGGAGUUCAUAUUCACAGAGAUGGAUGCCAAAACAGUCACAGCCUCAGUGAAGCCCAUGUGCGGCAGGAUGGUGGGUUUCUCGUCAGGGGGGGAGAACCCUCACGGUGUGAAGGCCAUCACCAGUGGGCAGAGGUGUGCUGUGGCCCUGUGGUUCACUCUGGAUCCACUCUUCAGAGAACUGGAAAGGCUCCAGGCAGAUGAGGUGAUCCAGGCACUGGACACACAGUCUGUGGGGGGUCAGGGCCUCAACAUCAACCCUAAAGAUGAACUGUAGAAACAGGAGGAGCUGCCCCCACCUCCCGAAAUCAAAUCAUUCUAUAUAUUUUAACUAUUUAUUGAAUGACUUUUGGAUCAGAUCAUUUCUAUUUUUGUACUGUUUGAAGUGCAAGAUCAAUAAUGUUGUCAUUUUGUCUUAUUUGUGUUGUCAGACGUGUUUUUUUUGUUCAUGUUUCUUCGCACACCAGUACUUGAGAUUACAUUUGGGAUUUUGUCUUUUUCUUCACAGCCUCGAGUUAAGACAAAGUCCGAUUCACUUAGUUUAUUGUUUUCGUACCUGGAGAGUUUGUGAUGUCGACAGUUUCUUUUGAAGACUGCUCGUACCUGUAAGUCUCACUGUGAAGAAGCCACAGAGAAAAGUGGCACUCGACUGUUUGUUUUGUUCUGGGUUGUUCUUAUUCUUAUUCUGGACAAUGAAUUCAGUGGGUUUUUAUUCAAAAACACUAUGUACAGUUAUUCAAAGUAAUUAAUUUGAGUGGUCAGUUGUCCAAAAAUAAUAUUAGGUUUUUGUACUAAUGGUACUAUUACAUACUCUAUUAUUUUAUGUUUUUUUUUCUGUGCCAGUAAUAAUUAUUAUUUUCAAAGUAGGCAGUGCACUGUUUUUUUUUAUAAAUCUCAAAUGGCACUCAUUCAAAAGAAACAAACAAAGAGAUAUUUUUUAAUAUGCUGAAUAUUUAAUGGUCAUGCACUCUGUCUUCUGUGUGUUGAGUCAGAAACUGAAGAUGUUGUCUGUUCUACUUUGUCCACUGUCUCCUCUUGUUUUUCCUUCCUGGGCCCCCAGAGCAGGAUACAGGUUUACAUGUUCACUGACUGAGGACAUGAUCUGUGUGUCCGUGUUUAUGUUUUACUUUAAUUUAUGUGUUUUCAAUAAUAGACAGCUUCUGUCUACUUUUAAUAUGAGGAACUUUUUUCAUAAAAGACGUCAAUUGUUCCUGUUUCAAGGAAUACAUACCUGUACGGUCCUUUAUGUCCUUAUAUCUGUUCUGAUGAUACAGAUGAGAGGCCGAGUCGUGCACUGUAAAUCCAGUGGAGAGAAACCUAUGAAGAGUAGCUUUGUUUGUUUUUUAAAUACAUUUAAACUGCUUACCAGAAACUUAAUCCUGUUGUUUUAUGUUGUCGGUGACUUUUGUUUCACUGAUAUUUUAUUUUGAAAUGCUGUGGUACACAAAAAAUGUACGUGUCCAUGUCUAUAAAUUAAAAAAUAAUAUUCCCCAUCUUUA